Molecule: messenger RNA, 441 nt
Organism: Staurois parvus
Lineage: Eukaryota; Metazoa; Chordata; Amphibia; Anura; Ranidae
Source: the annotation of a GenBank genome assembly
GGGCAGAGGCACAUCGAGCUGGACACCGGGCAGAGGCACAUCGAGCUGGACACCGGAUCACCAGGCGGAGCGGCAGGCACCGGGCCACCAGGCGGAGCAGCAGGCACCGGGCCACCAGGAGGGGGCAGGACAGGCAGCGGCGGGGGCAGCAGGCACCGGGCCCCCAGGCGGAGCAGCGGGCACCGGGCCCCCAGGCGGAGCGGCGGGCACCGGGUCAUCAGGCACGACAACGGGCAUCGGGUCACCAUCUGGCAAGGCAGUGGGCACCGAGUCACCAGGCACGACAGUGGGUUCCGAGUCAACUGGCAUGACCACGGGCACUGGGUCAGACAUUGGAUCGUCUGGCUCGACAGCGGGCAUCGGGUCACCAGGCAUCAGGUCAUUUGGCUCGACAGCGGGCACCGCGUCAUCUGGCAAGGCAGUGGGCACCGAGUCACCAGG